Anisakis simplex (herring worm) is the source of this 417-nucleotide messenger RNA. The record is from the annotation of a GenBank genome assembly. Lineage: Eukaryota; Metazoa; Nematoda; Chromadorea; Rhabditida; Anisakidae.
AUGACCGAAGCUGAGCUGAAAGAUGAGGUUCUGGCGAGAAUUGGAGCCGAGAAACAACUUCAAGCAGCCGAAAAAGCUUUGGAACACCUGGAAAUGGCGCUUAGAUUGACAGGAGCCCAAAUGAGUGAACUUCAAGAGCAUAUUAUGCCGGAUGUGCAUAAACUAAGAGAGUUUUUUGAGCGAUGUGCAGAAGAGGCUCGAAUGGACGCGAAUAGACCGAUGAUAAUGCGAAAUGCGAUUUACGCGAGACGCUCGCUGCGACGUAGUAAAACACAUUUCGCGAGACGUUCGUUCAGGAGAAAAUCAUCAAAUGAAUCGCAUCACGGCAGCAAACUGGACUCAGAUUCGUUCUCACGAAAGACUGAUAACGACGCGAAAAGCGCAACAACUGAAGCAAUGUCACUGAUGCAUUUGUAA